Protobothrops mucrosquamatus (brown spotted pit viper) is the source of this 284-nucleotide messenger RNA. Its product is annotated as dual specificity mitogen-activated protein kinase kinase 2-like. NCBI's taxonomy places the organism in Eukaryota, Metazoa, Chordata, Lepidosauria, Squamata, Viperidae. The record is from RefSeq and is a predicted model, not a curated record. The annotation marks the transcript as partial. The transcript is spliced from 4 exons.
GUCACGGGAUAGACAGCCGCCCUGCCAUGGCCAUUUUUGAAUUGCUUGACUACAUUGUGAACGAGCCACCUCCAAAACUGCCCAACGGGGUUUUCACCCAAGAAUUCCAGGAGUUUGUAAAUAAAUGCUUAAUUAAAAACCCUGCUGAACGGGCAGAUCUAAAGAUGCUGAUGAAUCACGCCUUCAUCAAGCGUGCCGAGGUGGAAGAGGUGGAUUUUGCCGGCUGGCUAUGCAAGACGCUGCGGUUGAAGCAGCCCAGCACUCCCACCCGCACGGCCAUGUGA